Molecule: messenger RNA, 2010 nt
Organism: Aspergillus saccharolyticus JOP 1030-1
Lineage: Eukaryota; Fungi; Ascomycota; Eurotiomycetes; Eurotiales; Aspergillaceae
Product: putative C6 transcription factor (Gal4)
Exons: 7
Coding region: 1-2010 (669 amino acids)
Biological process (GO): positive regulation of transcription from RNA polymerase II promoter by galactose; DNA-templated transcription
Cellular component (GO): nucleus
Molecular function (GO): zinc ion binding; DNA-binding transcription factor activity, RNA polymerase II-specific; RNA polymerase II cis-regulatory region sequence-specific DNA binding
Source: RefSeq, a predicted model, not a curated record
AUGGCCAGCACUCGUGAUUCUCACUCUUACGCCUGCGAUGAAUGUCGUUUACGGAAAUCCAGGUGCUCAAAAGAGAAACCUACAUGUGCCCAAUGCAAGCAAUUGCAUAAGGAGUGCAAUUAUAGCCCCAAAAUCACCAGAAGUCCCUUGACAAGACAACACUUGACCUAUGUAGAAGAUCGUCUACAUGCAUUCGAAACGGCUUUAGGGAGGCUGUUUCCGGGAGGCGAUCUGGAUGCGACUGUUCGGUCUCUUCUUUACGAUCAGGAUGGGCCGGUUAAACCGGGUUCCUCAUCCAAGUCGUCCUCCAGACACUCCACUCCGGCCAAGGCUGAGGCCGAUCGAGCCGAAGCAGCCCCCGAGGCCUUGCCGCAACAGGCAGAUGGAUUUGACUGGGCAGAAAAUAAGAUCACCGUCGGUGAUCUAACGGACGGCAUGGCAGCUCUCUCUAUUAAGCCAGAAGGAGCAGGCUACUUCGGCGCCUCCUCAAGCGUCGUUCCGCUCCGCACAUUGCUUAAACAUGGGUUUGACUUGAACUUUCCUGCCGGUUCCUCUAAGCCGAACUAUGCGGUUCCUUUGAAGUCGCAGCUGCUCAACACUGCACCCUCGGGGCUAGUCGAGCAGGCGUUUAUGGACGCGUUCUUCCUCCACUAUCAUGCAAGCUACCCUUUCAUUCAUGAGGGCACAUUCAGAGCCCAGUUCUACGAACAAGUGCCCCGACCCCAUGGUCAAGCAUGGCAGAUCUUGUUGAACACCAUUCUGGCGCUAGGUGCUUGGUGCAUCGGUGACGAUAACUCAGACCUCGAUAUUACCUUUUAUCAAGAAGCACGAGGCCAUCUGCAGCAGGUCUCCGUGUUCGAAACCGGAAAUCUUACCUUGGUGCAGGCACUGCUGCUCCUAAGCAAUUACGCACAGAAACGAAACAAACCCAAUACCGGUUGGAACUUCUUAGGCUUGGCUGUCAGAAUGGCCAUGAGUCUGGGUCUGCAUAAGGAGUUUCCCGGGUGGAAAAUCAGCCUCCUUCAGCGCGAGAUCAGGCGACGGCUGUGGUGGGGAGUAUACAUAUUUGACAGUGGUGCAGCCAAGACAUUUGGCCGACCAAUUCUUCUACCCGAAGAUAGUGUCAUGGACGCAAAACACGUUCUGAACAUCCAUGAUGAGGCUCUCACACCUGCCACCACCACGCUACCCGUCGAAGUCACGGAGCCGACCCUCUAUUCGGGGUUGAUCGCUCAAGCUAGGUUCCAUUUACUCACAAACAGUGUCUACCAACGCCUCAUCUCAGGCCCCAGUCUCACAGCGGAAGAGACAUUGGGUCUACAGAAGCCCAUGGAGGAAUGGUACAAUGGCCUCCCCGACUAUUUCAAACAACCGCCUCUUCCGGUUACGGAUACUUUUGCUCUUGUUCGCAACCGCAUGAUGUGGAGGGAUUGGAACUUGAGAAUCCUCCUUUAUCGGCCAGUACUGCUGCGGUGGGCAUCACGACGAUGGACGCAGAACACAGCUGCAGAGCCGGAAGACCCCUACGAGGUUGACUGUCGAAAGCUGUGUCUUCGAAAUGCGAGACUUUCGAUUUCCUCCAUCACGGACUUCGUCAACAAUCAUGUUUGCACAAGACUGGGAGCUUGGUAUAUGCUGUAUUUCCUUUUCCAGGCCGGCUUGAUCCCGAUUAUUAUGCUCAUGACCGAUCCGACCAGUGCAGAUGCCCCUGCAUGGCUCCAGGAUAUCGAAGCCACGAAAAAACUCCUCAUUCAUCCUUCUCUUAGCAACAACAGACUUGCCACUCGCUGUCUCGAAGUGGUUAACCGACUUUGUUCCCCCGCAUAUACAAGUGCCGCCACGAGCCGAACGGCGGGACAGCCAGCUCCGCUGAUGAUGCCAUUCUCUGACCAACUGUUCACUGAUCCGACUUUCGGCAGCAUGUUCCCGGAUGUUGACCAGGAGCUGAAUUUGAGUGGUAUGGAUUUCACGGAAUGGGUGAACUUUACACCCCAGCACGACUUUGUUUGA